Messenger RNA from Leptopilina heterotoma, 758 nucleotides. Its product is annotated as respirasome Complex Assembly Factor 1. The transcript is spliced from 4 exons. Gene Ontology annotation, biological process: mitochondrial respirasome assembly. The coding region runs from base 117 to 482 and encodes 121 amino acids. NCBI's taxonomy places the organism in Eukaryota, Metazoa, Arthropoda, Insecta, Hymenoptera, Figitidae. The record is from RefSeq and is a predicted model, not a curated record.
AAAUUACUUUUUCUCAGGCACUCAGGUGACAAAGUGACAGCUCACAAUAAUUAAUUGUGACUCACAAUUUUUAGAUUUAGAAAAACUAGUUUUUAUUAAUUAAAAUACAGUUAAAUAUGUCUCGAUCUAAAUCAGACAAAGUUGGAAGUGACAGCAGCAGUGUUUGGCUACGUGCAUUUACUGCCAAUGCCGAGUGGCCAGAUAAAGAAGAAUUUCUAGAUGUUAUAUACUGGUCUCGUCAGGUUAUUGGAAUAAUUGUUGGUAUUGCUUGGGGCCUUAUAGCUCUUAAAGGAUUUUUGGGCCUUUUAUUAUUCGUUUUGAUAAAUACGGGUUUAACAUAUUUAUACUUUAGUUGUUACCAACAAGUUGAUGAGGAGGAAUUUGGUGGUGCAUGGGAGUUGACGAAAGAAGGAUUUAUGACUUCGUUUGCAGAUUUUUUGGUAACUUGGAUAAUUUUUUAUUCGGGCCUACAUUUUGAUUAAAGAAAUUAUAUCAACGUAAAUGAGAUUCAAUUAAUCCUAAAAAAAUAGGAAACAAGUUGUGAAAGGAGGAAAGUGAUGGAUGUAUGUAUGUUGUCAUAUAGAAACCUUUUAUAAAGGCUGCAGACUGAUAACUCAUACUUAACGUCCUUCAUUUUAAUUAGUUCAUUAAUAAUUGACUUAUUGAAUCAUAAGUUACUUAUACAUUCAUUGAGAGUGGAUACCUCGAACUUUCAUUAAAAUGUAAUUAAAUUAAAAUAAAUAUAUUUAUAAAUAACA